This is a messenger RNA of Monoraphidium neglectum, 489 nucleotides long. RefSeq lists its product as hypothetical. NCBI's taxonomy places the organism in Eukaryota, Viridiplantae, Chlorophyta, Chlorophyceae, Sphaeropleales, Selenastraceae. The record is from RefSeq and is a predicted model, not a curated record. Bases 1 to 489 code for a protein of 162 amino acids. The transcript is spliced from 2 exons.
AUGCGCCUUCCGUUGGCGCCGGGGUGGCGCGACCUGGCGCCCGCGUCGCCCCCCCUAACGGAUGCCGCCGCACCGUCCGCCCCAAGCGGCGGCGCGCUGAGCAGCAGCCCCGGCAGCGAGGCGGCGGCGGCCGGCGGGAUGAGGCGGCUGUCGGACCAGCUGCUAGGGUCGGGCGGCCACAUCAGCCCGGCAAACAGCGGCAGCCCCACCGCCGGCCUGGGCCCUGAGGUCGACGAUCUCCUCGCAGCGGCCGCGGCCGUCGCAAAGCAGCAGCAGCAGGCCGCCGCCGCCGCCGCCGCCGCCGCGGGCCUGUGCGCGCCCGACACCGACGGCUGCUGCCCCACGCUGCCCGGCGGCGCGGCGGGGCUGGCGGGCGGCGCGGCGCUGGGCGCCGCCAUCGGCGCGCUCGGCGGCGGCAUGGGCGCGGGCCACCUCGACGAGGCCCCCCGCAAGCUGGCCGUGCUGGGCCUGCCUUGGGAGACAAAGUGA